AGCUUCCUGAUAACGCCGUUUCUCCCUUGUCCACGGAGCACAAUGCUCUUGCCAGUCUGUUAGACACAGUUACUGAAUGAAUUGAGACCCAGUCAUUGAAAACAAUAAUUUACUAUGGAUGCCUUCAUCCUAAAAAUGCCGGGAGCCUACUUGACAGCUGAUGAAGGAUUUGACGUCGUGAAGUGUGAUGAUUUAAAGAUGGGUUUCGUGUUGCUCAGCGUGGUCCUGGCGGGCGUGGGCGUCGUCCUCGUGGACGCCCAUGUGGCCCUCACCUUCCCGCCCUCCCGAAAAUACGACCUGGACUUCUUGGACAACGGCAGAACGCAGGCGCCCUGCGGUAUGCCUAAAGGCAACAUCAGAACUUCGUUCCUAAAAGGCUCCGAUUUUAAUGUGACGUGGCACCUAGGUUAUCCACAUAAGGGCGGUUUCCGCAUCGAGUUGAUGGACGCCCAAGAACGCCCGCUGGCAGACCUCACGCCCGUCACUGCUUCCUCUAAGUUUUUGGCCGAUGACCCCACAGCGCAGAGUUUCCGGGUGACCCUGCCCAAAGACGUCGAGUGUGAGGGCUGCACCAUCAGGUUGCUCCGUCAGGCUUCCGAGUGGGGCCCAAAGUACCUGUUCUGGUCCUGCGCCGACGUCGACAUUGUGCCCAGGAACAACUACCGCGAAGACUGCAGCGGCAAUGGCCGGUUUAUGGUCUCACGCUGUCGGUGUGAUAAGCGAUUCUACGGAGACAGGUGCCAGUACGAGAACGAGUGUGAGGAUGACCAGGAUUGCGGCUACUUCGGGAAGUGCAUUGACAUAGAAGCCACCACCUACCCAAAGAAGCAGUGCUACUGCAAGCAGGGCCGAUUUGGAUCGAAGUGCUCCAAAGUGUCACUGGUCACGAAACAGGACGUGGUCAACCUGAGCCUGUACUCCAAGAGAGAGCUGAGCGACAAGCUGACCCUCCACUGGAGGAUCCUGAGGAAAGAAGGAGAGAUCGAAGUGGUGAUGGUCAACAAGGGCUCAUCCUACGUUGCCCUGGGGUGGCGGCCCGGAGGCGCCAACAAGACCUGCAAGGAGUUCCCCUACAUCCCGGCACCGCCCGGCUACAAACCUCCGGCGAAGGUGCCUUCUGCGGCAGCCGAGGCUGAGCCAGAAGCUGAGGCCGAGCCAGAAGCUGAGGCCGAGCCAAACGCUUCAGCUCCGGAACCGGAAGCUGAGGCCGAGCCCGAAGCUGAGGCCGAGCCUGAAGCUGAGGCCGAGCCAGAAGCAGAGGCCGAACCAGAGGCUGAGGCGGAGCCAGAAGCAGAGGCUGAACCAGAAGCUGGUGGCAAAUCGGAGACUGGAGCCAAGCCGAAACCGAAAGCUGAACCUGAGGGAGGAGCUAAAGCCGACGGAAAGUCGACAAGCGAUAGGGAAGCAAAAUCCGAUCAGGAUGCAGCAGCAGCAUCGGCAGAACCAGAAGCAGAGCCCGAGGCUGAGCCCAAAGUGGAAUCGGAGGCGGAGCCCAAAGCGGAACCCACGCCGGACGGGGAGACAGCGACCGGAGAGGAGGCCAAGCGACCGAGCCUAGCAGGCACUAUCUCCACCAGCACCACCACUGCUAAGUCCUCUGUAACCACUACCACUGCUACCAGUACUACCACCAAACCUGCGACCACUCCCAUUGUGACAACUUCCACUUCGGCUGCAACAGCUUCCACAGCGACCAGUGCAAAGCCGACAACUGCUACAAACCCUUCCACGACGACCACUACUGCAGCCACGAUGACCUCUAGCAAGGCUCCAUCUACAGUAACCAGUACAGCUACUUCAACUAAUGCUCCAUCUACAGCAACUAGUACAACAUCUACUACAACACGUACAACCACUUCUACGGCCACUACAACAGCAGCAACUAGCACUACGGCAACUAAAGCCGCUACUACAGCUACAACAAUUGCAGCUACAACUCCCACCACUAGAACCACAACCUCUGCUACAACCACUUCUACAGCUACCACUACAACAGCAGAGGAAACCACUACAGCUUCUCGCAGAAGGAAGAUAAAUCGACUGUCUGGAUUGCUGAUUCCGAAUAACAGAGGGAAACGCGAUACACACUCUAGACGCGCACGAUUCGCUGUCCCGCUCCUCAAGUCUAGGAGCGAGGCGGAAGAGGUCAAAGAUGGCGGCUCGGGCGGCGAAGGUGCCCACGCAGAACCCGAAGCCGAGUCCGAGUCUGAGCCUGAGGUUGAGGCUGUGGCUGAAGCAGAACCUGCCGUAGAACCCAUAAGUGGGAAGUCACCUUUCGUCCCAAAGGCCGAUUUCCACGCGAUGGACUGCACGGACAUCAUCAUCGGUUCGGCCAGGGGAGACGUCUAUCGUAUUGGUGACUACUACACGCGUGACAGAUCUACCCCUCGUCCGGAUGAGUUCUGGGGCGGAGAAGACUCCAUCACCGCUGCUUUGGGCUGGGAGGCGGACGGAGUGACAACCAUUCUGUUCAGACGAAAGCUUGAGGGCGACCAUCCAACGGAUCAUCCGAUCACCAACUCCCUGAUGCAUGUCAUAUGGGCAAGAGGUCAGGAAGAAGGAAGCUACGUCCACUCCCCCAAAUCUGGCCUUGAGUCUGGCACUCCUGGUAUCCCUAACUUCUACCGUCCAGACGAGCUGAAGUACCAUGGCCAGCGUGAUCAGAGAGGUGUCGUUUCUCUUAAUUUCCUGGAGCAAGUUACUGCAACUUCGAAAACCACUGGAGCCGACGAAAUUAACUGGUGUGGUGGUCACUGGAAGUAUCCAGGGUCAUGUACAAUUGGGCAAGAUUGUGAGUACUACGCCAAGUGGGAAUACUUUGAGGAAACAGACGACAUCAAGUUCAUCGUUGAGACUAAACAUGCUGAUCGUUGGACUGGCAUUGGCUUCUCAGAUAACACCAGGAUGUCCCUGACUGACGCUGUGCUGGGCUGGGUGGAGCGUUCUGGCAGAGUCUUCAUGUUCGACGCCUGGGUCCGUGGGUAUACGCCGCCCAUUGUGGACCCUAAUCAGGGAGUGAGGAAUGACACUGGGAAAAUAGUUGACGGAGUUGCCACCUUCAGUUUUGUGAGGAAGAGGGUCUCCAACGAUAAAGAAUAUGACCUGAGUUUCACAGACAACGAUUGCUUGUAUUUAGUGUUCCCAAUCAAGGGAGGAGUCAUCAACUACGUGUCCAAGAAAAUCCGCAAACAUGAUGCCGUCCCAGCCAUAUCGACGGAGCGAGUGUGCAUCAGGUCAUGUAGCAAGUAUGGUGGAGCAGAUGGACGGCCCUUCGUGUACACGACAACACCUCGUCCCCCUCAGCUCCACUACAACGUCCAGAUGAAACUUACCGAUGUGGGAAGCAACUUCAUAGUGCCAGAGAAGGGUUCCACUGCAUGGAACCAACUUUCAGAAAGAGUCCAACGCUCAGUCGAAGGGGCCGUCCAGAAAAUUCCAGGUUACGAGGCUACAGCUGUCAAGGACAUAAAAUUACAAGGCGAGGGAAAGCUUUUAGCAACGAUGGAGGUGAUCCUUGACAAAAAUGCGCACGAAGCUGAAGCCGGAGAAGUUCCUGCUCCUACAGGCGAGUCAGGUGAAGUUGGAAGUAACUCGAUGGUCAAGAAGGUCCUGCAGGAUUCCGUCAGCACCGGCACCAUUGGAAUACUGCGUGUUGAUCCCAGUUUCCUCCGCGUUAGCCAACUGCGAGAAGUGUCAGAGGCAGUAAGAGAAGAAUCCGUUACGGGACUCGAAAGUGAGCAGAAGAAUCCUGCUUUGAGGUUCCUGGAGGUGAACAAGAUAUGGAUAAUCAUUGGCGUUGUUGGCUUCCUCCUUUUACUGACAGUCAUUCAGGCGAUUGUCACCAUUUCAAGGAUCAAGAAAAACCGCUCCCCUCCUGUGAGUACGAAGGAACGUUUAAUAACAAACUCCGGAUGGAAAGAUUAUAGCCAAGGCAACAUGAAUUACGCAUAUGAAAGCUUCGAAACCGAAGAGAAUGGUGUCAACUCCCGCCGGCAAGGACACAAUGGAACACUACGGCCAAACGGCAACCAUGGAUCCUACGGCAGGACCAACGGCCAUGCAAGCGGAGGGGGGUACAACGGAAGUAUGAAUGGAGGCCACAUGUCACAUCCUGCAGGAGGUUAUGGAGGCGACACACGUUCUCUGCAGCGUCCCAAAAACAUGCCCCAGGUUCGACCUGACCCCCGGGGGACCUACUCCCUGCCACGAGGAUCGACCAGUUCAUCCCUGCCCUCCUACAAUGCUGCAAUGCAGGAAAUGACCCCAGAUUUCUACUACCUCCCUUCACAGCGCAAAUAUUCCGGAGAAGUGGUUCGUGUUUACGUUGACUAUAACCAGUCCAAGUAAAAAUAUAUAAAAUAAAAAUAUACAAAAUAGAAAGUGUAGCUGAAUUACAAAUGUUUGUGAUUGUAAUGUAUUCAUUUAGUUAUCAUUAUACUGUUAAGCUCUAGUUAAAAUCAGGAAAGCCAGGGUAAGAAUUUUUUCUUUUGGAGCUGCGCUUAAAAUCCAUAUGGGUUCACAGGUGCAAGAAAUAACAGUAUGUCAAAAUUGUAUUAAAUAAGCAGCCUCUCCAGUUGAUUAGGGUGAAAAGUUUUAUAGUUUGACGAAAGUCAGUUAUUUAUACAACUGUAAAAAUCUGACGAAGGUUGUGUAAUUUAAAAUUAAUUUGGUCAAAUAACAUAUCAACUAAUGUAAAACGCUGGUACUGUAUAACCAAAGUGACGAUGGGAUUUGAAGUGACAGACGAGCUAAAAAUGACGUAGGUAAAGAUUUAUUUUAUUACUUUUCAGUAGAUGCAUGCAGUUUAGUAUAAUUUGCUCAAAUUUACCUGUAUUCUGUAUACAUUACAUGCGGACACCACACUACUUAUACAAAUUCAACUUACACACAUUCAGAGAUACCGUGCAAAAAAAACAGGAUCACAAAAUAAAAUUGUGUCCAAAGCACUCCCCUUUACUACCCAUAGUUCAAAUUUUGUUGUGUGUGCAUAUUUUGUACAUAUAGUACGUACUGUGCUGAUUUUAUAUCCUACUGUCCUUAAAUAGACAUGAAGAGUACAGUAACCAACUUACAAAUAAAUCAAUAUACUGGCAGUCCCCAGUUAUCAGCGCAGGUUCUAUUCUUGGUGGGAUGCGGAUAAGCAAAAACCGCCAUUAACUGAAACUCGGCAAUUUGCCAAGUUUCGGUUGAUGGCGCCGACAACUGGUUAAUGGCACUUCUGUUAGGCAUCUUAUGGCGCCAUAAUUCUAUUAUCGGCACCUUAUGACACCGAUAACCGAAACUUAGCCUGUUAUGUCUAGCUCCACAAAACUGGAUCGCCGUUAACUAAGUCCGUCGAUAAGUGGGGAGUGCCUGUACAAACAGCUGUCCAGACGUAACUCAGUUGUAGGUAGAGUGGUGUCUAUAUACAGGACUGCAAAAGGCAAAACUAUCAAGUGCUGGUGGCCUCGAUGAGACCACAAUUGACUCUGAAUUAUGGUCGUGACUCGAGGGCACUCGAGCACUUUUGUACAUAGUGUUUAUCAUUGACUUUAUUCUUAGGUCUUAAGUUAAAAUGUGUAUAUACAAUACUCAACUUUCAUAACGGGAAUAUUUGCUUUAACUAUUAGUUCUGUAUAAACUAAAGAAUGAGUGCAAGCUCUUAAGCUUGUCACUACUGGGGAAAAAGACUGCCAUGAAAUUACAAUGCAAGGCAUGUGCUUGCAGACCUAAAAUCUAUUAUUGUCUACAGGAUUAGCUUACAGAUUCUAUAUUUUAUUAGACAAGUAUCCAGACAUUUAUAUCCAUGCACAAUUUUACUGUGUACGGUUUUCUUUGUACAUAGCUUGAUGUUCGUGAUGUGUAUUUUUACUCCAUUGUAUUAUUGCUUAACUGAAAUGUAAAGUGUAUUUUAAAUAUAUGUCAUCUGAGCUGUAUAUUUUUGUAUCAGAGUAUUUGUAAUCACGGUUAUGAAGAUUACUGUCAAUGUGCUGUUACUGUGAUCAUCUGAGUACGCAGUGGGUGCCAUGAAUCUGUAGUUACCUUCUUGAAAGCUCAAUCAGCAUUUCUUGGCCCAAAGAAAAACAAAAUAUUUUAAGAUUCCCCUUGGCUCUUAGACCUAAGAAAGGAUGCUGUAUGCAUCAUUGGUUUGGAGUGACUAUCCAAGCUCUAUUUUAAUAAUUAAGAAAUACUGAAUAUAUAGAAAAAAAAGAGGUAUGUACCAAGAUGAUCAUUUCUAUCUGCAUGUACUUAAAUGUGGUGAAUGAUUCUGAAUAAUGAAUAUGGAUUCCUAUUUCAUAUAAUAAACUUACUCCUAUGACUAGUUCACAUACAGUAUAUGCACAUUAUAUUGAUACUGGAACCUUUAUAAUGUUCUGCUAUAUAUAUAAGUAUAUUGCAAAUCAGUGAUCGAUAUUUGAUUACUUGACCAGUUAGUGUCAAAUUGAUCACAACAUACUACUGAAUACUGUACAGUAGUAGUUUCCUUUUAAUGAAUUUUGCCAACUAAUAAUGACAUGCAGUAUUGUUUGAUUUGGACAUUUAACAAACCAACUUAUGUAUAGUGUGGUAAAAACAGUGAUAAAGCCAUUCUAUAAAUCAUUAUCAUUCAUUGGUGUUUCUCCAUUUCCAAAGACUGGUUUCAUUUAUUGUCUUCAACAGACAUCACAUCAGAUCAAUGAAGCUUGCAUGAGAUGUCCAUUCAUUCCUAUUAAUGCCACACAUUCAUAUGAAUACUUGUCUAAACCUUGGACUAACCAGAGGUGGGGACGCCCAUUUCAAGGCAUAACGUACAACUGCAGAACUUUGUACUACUGUACAUGUUAACCAAACAAACAAUCCUGUUUGAGAGUAGGGGUGUUAAUCUUUAUUUUCCUCUCUAAUACACAAUCAGAAAAGUGGGUCAUUUAGGUAGUUAAUCAUGGCAUGUUUGUAAAGAUUCUUAUACUGUAUAUUGUAUAUAUAUAUCUAGUAUAUUAAUUAUACAGAUACAACACAGUACAUACCAUCUUUUGCCACAUUGCAUUACCUGUACCAUAUAUUGUAUUAAUGUACGUUAAUAAACAAACUCCUAAA
Molecule: messenger RNA, 7053 nt
Organism: Macrobrachium nipponense
Lineage: Eukaryota; Metazoa; Arthropoda; Malacostraca; Decapoda; Palaemonidae
Gene: nahoda
Exons: 23
Coding region: 115-4347 (1410 amino acids)
Source: RefSeq, a predicted model, not a curated record